This is a messenger RNA of Didymodactylos carnosus, 426 nucleotides long. The record is from the annotation of a GenBank genome assembly. Lineage: Eukaryota; Metazoa; Rotifera; Eurotatoria; Philodinida; Philodinidae.
AUGUCCUACCUACGAUAUAAUUCAUCAAGAUUUGUCAGACAAACUCCAAGCCGUACCCCGUGUCUUCAGUUGACAUUAGAGCCCUGGCCCUACCCUACCCUACAGGGUAGGGUAGGGUGGGCUGACGACACAUUUGUGUGUCUCCGCAGUAUUAACAUGGAGCGGCCGAUCUCGGAUAUGGAUCGUUUGCCUUAUGCAAAGUAUACGGAAAUGCGGAAAAGAUUGGAGACGGAGAAAUUAGCUGAUACAGAAGUCGACAAGUUGUAUGAUAUCGUUCAAGUAACCGCUGGCCUGUUCGAUAAAAAUGCCAUUCGAUACACGAUUGAAGGUGGUCCUAGUCAACAACGACGAGAUAACGAUGAUGAUGAUGGAAAAAGAUACAAACGUCAAGAAGCAGAUUCACAAAAGUCAGUUAUUUCACGUUAA